Vigna radiata var. radiata (mung bean) is the source of this 1612-nucleotide messenger RNA. RefSeq lists its product as uncharacterized. The record is from RefSeq and is a predicted model, not a curated record. The transcript is spliced from 7 exons. Lineage: Eukaryota; Viridiplantae; Streptophyta; Magnoliopsida; Fabales; Fabaceae. Bases 168 to 1382 code for a protein of 404 amino acids. Gene Ontology annotation, biological process: cytokinin-activated signaling pathway; phosphorelay signal transduction system.
GUUAGAACUUCUAUUAUUUCUGCAAGUCUUUCCUUGUCACAUAACCUUUGCAUUCGUGCCACCGUCUGGCGGCGAUAGAGUGGUAGAAGAGGAGAAUCGGAAUACUUCCGAUCGACGAGCAGCUACAUUAGGGUUUGGUAGAGUCAGAAAUCCAGAAGUGGAGAGUGAUGGCCGGAAUUUCUAAAAGAAACAUCUAUGAUCAAUGUUCAUCUGAUCAAUGUCCAUCCAAUCUUAAUAUCCUUGUCAUUGAUACUGACAUCAAAGUUCUUGAAUUAAUCGAGAAAACACACAAGGAUUCUCAUCAAGUUAUAAUAUGUACUGAAACUUCAAGAGCUGUCGAUCUUUUACUGAGAAAAGAAAUAGACAUUCAUUUGAUUAUCAUGGAGCUUCAUAUGCCAAUGAUGGAUGGCUAUGAAUUCUUGCAAUUUCUCAAUAAAGAAGAAAUCUAUGUUGCUUUCAUCCUCAUGUUUUUUGGCGAUACCGUGCCUAGCCCACAGAAGGCUUUUGAACUUGGAGCUUGGUAUUAUUGGCUUAAACCCUUGGACGACUUUUACGUCAAGACCUUUUGGCCGUUUUUGGUGCGGCAUUACCAAAAGGAGCUCAAAAAGAAAAAUAUUAAUGGCUUGAAAUUUGAUAAAAGAAGUGACACAAGUGGUAGUAGUUCUGAAUGUUUUUCUGAUAUGGAAGUCAUAAGGAAAAAUAUGAAUGGCUUGAAACUUGAUGAAAUAAGUGACACAAGUGGUAGUUCUGAAUGUUUUUCUGAUACGGAAGUCGUUGCCGGAAUUUCUGAAGAAAACAUCUGUGAUCAAUGUCCAUCCAAUCUUAAUAUCCUUGUCAUUGAUACUGACAUCNAAGUUCUUGAAUUAAUCGAGAAAACACACAAGGAUUCUCAUCAAGUUAUAAUAUGUACUGAAACUUCAAGAGCUGUCGAAAUUUUACUGAGAAAAGAAAUAGACUUUCAUUUGAUUAUCAUGGAGCUUCAUAUGCCAAUGAUGGAUGGCUAUGAAUUCUUGCAAUUUCUCAAUAAAGAAGAAAUCUAUGUUGCUGUCAUCCUCAUGUUUUUUGGCGAUACCGUGCCUAGCCCACAGAAGGCUUUUGAACUUGGAGCUUGNUAUUAUUGGCUUAAACCCUUGGACGACUUUUACGUCAUUAACUUUUGGCCGUUUGUGGUGCGGCAUUACGGGCUCAUAACGAAAAAUAUUAAUGGCUUGAAAUUUGGUAAAAGAAGUGACACAAGUGGUAGUUCUGAAUGUUUUUCUGAUAUGGAACUUGAAGAAAUAAGUGACACAGGUGGUAGUUCUGAAUGUUUUUCUGAUAUGGAAGACUUUGCCGAUGAUACCUUCCACAUGAAAGAUGAUGAUACCCUUCACAAGAAAGAAUAGCCAGGAUCAACAGACUACUGCAAUAGCCAAACAUAAGCCAAAUGCUUAUGUUUCAAGUUUAUAUAAUUAUUUUGUUAACUUUUGCUACUUAAAAUGAACGCUUUUUUUUUUUUUAAUUAAAAGUCAUAAUUAAGAAAUAUUUAUGAAUAUAUAAUUCCUAUUGCAUUUACAGUAUGUAACUUAGCUUAUUAUAUAAGAUAAUUUUAAAUGUUUCUUAAAAUUCGCACAUG